CCAAACUGAUGUUUCACCACUGAUGAUUGUGCUUAUGGUCUGUGUUUCGGCAGCAGUGAUGGAGCUGUGCAUGAUCACCAGGUGGCUGCUCUUGACGCUCUUCGGCUGGUCCUGGCGGGUCACAGGCAGCAUCCCACGACCAUUGGCCUUCAUAGGUGGCGCCUCUGGAGGAGCAGCAGCUGUGCGGCGUGGAUCUAUCAGCGGCACACACAAGCGGCCGCGACCAUGCAGCAGAACAAGGCACGGCACUCCGCUCACCUUGACGACAGUGAUGCAAGCAGGGAAGCCAUCUGUUUCAGCUGUGGCCACUAAGCCGCCCAGCCGGGUUCAACCGACCAAGGAGCGUCGACUACUUAAUGGCGAGGAGGCGUUAUCCGCUGCCGCUCCUGCACCGGUUUCCGACUCCACGUCGCCGACCAGCGAGAGUAGCAAUUAUCGUCCGCCCUCAUGGUUGGGUCGUCGGCACACAGCGGAGACCCGCCGGAAGAUGUCUGAGGUGCACAAGAAGAGGAAACCGGUGCCAUGGAACAAGGGCAAAAACCUCGACCCAGCACUCAGGGAAAAGAUACGAGCUGGUACGGACGUACGUAUGGAUGCACAGAGGGACGGACGGACGUAGAGAGGGCGGGAGAGAGUGGUGGGAGGCUGGCUGGCUGGCUGGGUGGGUGGGACAGACACAGCAAGCCACGUACGCACGCUUGAUGAAGGGAUGUCUGUCUGUCUGUCCGUCCAUCUGCUUGUGUUGUGUGUUGUAUUCUGCCUUGUCUGUCUGCAUUCAUUCAUUUAUUGCAAUCAGGCGUUGUGCGGCGGAAUGAGAUAGAGCUUCAGAAGAAACUCAAGGUGGGUCAAGACUUGAGUUUCUUCUCAGUUUGGGUUGUCUUGAAUGACUGGCAUCGAUGAAUUAAUGAAUGACUGGCUAUAGAAGUUGGGUUUGAGGACACGUGAGGAGUACGACCAGUGGAGGCGACAACAGCGGGUAAGGUGACAACACCUCGACGUGACGUGCAGCCACCCACCCUGAUCUCCUAACUUCUAUUAAUGCCGUUCUGUGAUUCAUGUCUGCCUGCCGGCCCCGUGUGUGUGUGUGUGUGUGUGCAGUAUUCGCCUCCCCGUACGAAUCGUACGGUGUCAGCUGAGUCGCGCCAAAAGAUCUCCGCAACCAUGAGACGACACUGGGCCAAACCGGAAUUCAGACAAAGGGUCGGUCAGCCACCAAGACAUCCACACGCAAACAAACCUGUUUGUUUCUCUCCUCAUUUCCGCUGCCUUUGUUGGCAUCGCAUCCAUCGCUCAGAAUUCCGGUCGUCCUUGUUCCAACAGCACUCGCGCCAAGCUGUCUCGGAUCCUCACCAAUAAAUGGGCACUCGACGAUGACUUCAGAAACAAGGUAAGGUACCACACUCCUGCAGCACUGCACACACUACCCUACCAGCAAACAGACACAUCGGCUUAGCGGUCUGUUGUGUGUGCUGUUUGUUGGUGGGCAUGGCAUGUUCGUUCAGACGAUCAUGGCCCGUUCGCGGGCCCCCUUUCAUGGCAACAAGGGCUAUCGGCACCCCGAACACGUCAGGCGGAAGUAAGCAAGGAAGGACGUCAGUCAACACAUCAAGAUUGACGGCCGGCCACACCAGACACACACACCUGCGCACCCAUCCGUCCAUCCGUCCAUCAAUCUCUCGUGUGUGUGUGUGUGUGUGUGUGUGUGAGUGCAGGAUAUCUGCGAGUUUGAAGGCCAAGUGGCAGGAGCCCGAAUACCGAGAGGCCAUGCAAAAGGCGGUAAGGUCGACUGACUGACUCCCAAACAGACAGACAGACAGACACACAGACAGAUGCUGUCGCUUGACUGUCUCUGUCUGUCUGUCUGUGUUGGAUGUUUGGUUCAUUUGUGCAGAUUCAGAGUGCGCUGAGUGACGGUGUCCGUCAGCAGAUCGCCGACACGGUGCGGAAGAGGUGGCAGGACCCCCACUACAGGGACAAAAUGAAAAGGGCAUUCGCCGUUAGGACCACACAACACAGACAACGAAUCAGCAACUCACUCAAGUAACUAAACCACACACACACACACACUGCAGCCACUCGGCUACCCUCCCUCCCUCCUUGCUUGUUUACUCACUUGUUCAGGGAGCGUUGGAAGGAUGACGAUUUCCGCAAGAGGAUGGAUCUGGCAUACGCAGCCUACGCAAGGUGGGCAGGCAAACCGCAUACAGUACAUGCCUUCCUAUCUAUAGAUAAUAUAGCUUGCCGGCAACUCAGUUGGUUUCUUGCUGUGUGUGUGUGAAUUCAUUCGCCCUCACCGUACGUACGCUACGUGUCUGUCCCCCACCCCCAAUCAGACGGGUAGGCAACACAGCACAGCACAGCACAGCAUAGCCCACCCACCAUCCACCACCCACCCAACGGCCAUCAACCCGUCGAUGGCGGGGCUGUCGGUUCGCUUCAUGUGUUGACUGACGCGUGUGUGUGUGUGUGUGUGCUGUCUGUGCAGAGGACUCAGACGGGUCCGUUGAGCGAUGAGGUGCGGACCAAGAUAUCCGAGACACUCAAACGCAGAUGGGCCGACCCUGAAUUCAGAAGACAGGUGCGUAUCCAUCGUAACUAUCGAGUGGAUGGGAUAUACUACACAGCACGCCUAACCUCUAACCAUGCCAUAUAUGCUGUGGUCGCAUUCAUUCAUUCAUUCAUUUAUCGUGUGUGUGUGUGUGUGUGUACUGCACGUCUGCCUGGUGGUCCAUCCAUCCAUCCAUGCUGCAUGGAUCGAUCAGCGCGGCGUGUCUCAGUCUCACAGCAGGGUGGACCAGCAGCGAGUCUGGAAUGAAAUAUACCAGGAGAUACUUCGGUAAAUACGCCAGUGAGGGAGUCAGUGAGGGACAGACACGGAACCCUCCUGCCUGCCUGCCGACGGAAUGAAUGAAUGUAUGUUUGUGUGUGUGUAGUGAUUCUCCUCUGUUGGGUGAGAGCGACAAGUGGGUGGCUGGCCACGACCUCGAGGUACAGGCACUUCAGUGACUGACGACGCAGGAAGGAAGGGAUUUAUCCCACAAACCAAC
Molecule: messenger RNA, 3047 nt
Organism: Vitrella brassicaformis
Lineage: Eukaryota; Vitrellaceae
Source: the annotation of a GenBank genome assembly